This is a messenger RNA of Suillus bovinus, 1620 nucleotides long. RefSeq lists its product as uncharacterized. NCBI's taxonomy places the organism in Eukaryota, Fungi, Basidiomycota, Agaricomycetes, Boletales, Suillaceae. The transcript is spliced from 4 exons. The record is from RefSeq and is a predicted model, not a curated record. The coding region runs from base 274 to 1452 and encodes 392 amino acids.
AUUCAUGUGAACGUUUAAUCAGACGUGGCAUCAUCAGGCAUGUGCUUUGAAUUUCCGCAGCUUGCCCCGUCGGGAUUAAGCGCGAGCGCCAACGCGCGCUGAACUUCGCGAUAUAAACUUUCCGUGUCCUUCCCUCUUAACUACCACAUAUUCACCUAAACUGACAUUGCACAUUGCCAGAUCCCCUCUGACAGUGACCUUGUCGAGCCAACGUCCACACUCUUUUCGAAUCAACGCUCAUUACACUUAUAUUUCGUCAGUUAAAUAUUGGAUAUGUUUACGCCUCCCCCGUCACCUCUCCCAUUCAAAAGUUCUGAAUUGCUCAAGCUGGAAAUGACUAACGAUACCCCCACACACGCUAACCCGUCUGCGUUCCCCACAUGCUCAUACCACUCCAAGCAAAAAUAUACCCUUACUCUUCGCUGGACGAUCAUAUUGGUACCAAUAACUCUCAUCGCAAUUGGCGUGUCCACACGAUUAUUUAUUCAUCCAAUGGCGUUCGAUGCCUUUUCGCCAACCCCAACCUACGGGUGGAAAUCGUGGACCAAAAGCUUGACCGAUUGGUCACUGCAUGAGAAGCACAAACCUAUCGAGAACCUCCUACAACUCGCAGUAGUAUCUGACACAAGCACCUCGCCCUUCAUCAAGAGGAGCACACUUCCGGCCACCCCCACACCCACACCCACUGUUCCAGUAAAUCCAACUUUGCCAACUCCGUUUCCCCAGCCCUAUGACACGACUUUGUCGUCACAUUUCUCGACCACAUCCUGCUACAAUUUCUUCCUUAAUAUGACACAAACAGACGCUUUACGAUCCUGCCGACCCUUCUCACUCUUGCUCACUCAUUCCCAAGCAUUUAUACAGGAACAAGAUGAUAUAAAUGCAACGAAUACGGACAUUUGGGGAACCUGCAACACUAACAUCUCCUCAAAUCAGUGUGACCUGAACAUGGCAUGGUUUGCAUCAUCACUGCGUUCUUCAUGUGAUACCGAUUUGAGUGAGCAAAACGCCAUGGCAGUCAGUGCAUUAACAGGUCUUCAAGCGUUUGACUUGAUGCGGCAAGCAGCGUGUUCUGUGGAUCCCGUGGCAAAUGCAUAUUGUUAUAUCGAAGCUGUGGCAAGCUCUGAUCCUUCCAGCUAUUAUUUCUAUCAGCUACCCCUCGGACUUGCAGUGCCACAAAUCACCAGUGGGGCAUGUAACUCCUGCACCAGGAGUCUCAUGACAAUGUAUUCGACUGCUCUGAGCAGUACAAACGCCACCAGCUUGGCAGGAUUGCAGGCUACGUACGGUGACGCAGCAACCAAACUGAACAAUGUGUGUGGGUCGCCUUACGCUCAAAGUUCAACCGUGGCAUCCUCGUCAGCGCCGCCGGGUGUCGAGUUGACCAGCGUGGGAGGGACCUGGGCUGUGCUGUUGGCUGUGGGUUUGCUAUCAACUUCAAUUUCGUCAUAGGGUCGAUUUGUUGGGACAAUUUGUUGGUUGAUCGCGUUUCAUCAUUUUUUGGGGCUAUUUAGUUUUUGUUUUAUAUGCGGAUCUGCUCACAUAGGUGUGCGGGCUACCACUCUGGACUUGUGUUCAUUCUUACUACAUUCACAGCAUCAAUCAGUAUCCUGUUUUUAU